Messenger RNA from Capronia epimyces CBS 606.96, 738 nucleotides. RefSeq lists its product as uncharacterized. Lineage: Eukaryota; Fungi; Ascomycota; Eurotiomycetes; Chaetothyriales; Herpotrichiellaceae. The transcript has 2 exons. The record is from RefSeq and is a predicted model, not a curated record. The coding region runs from base 1 to 738 and encodes 245 amino acids.
AUGAUCCCCCAAUCUGUACUGUCCGUCCUCCUCGCCCUCCCACUCUUGUCGUCUGCACAUUUUGCCCUCGAUUUUCCACCUCCGCGCAGCUCCGACGACGAGAACCAGGCCAGCUUCCCCUGCGGCGGGUACGGGCAGACGCAGAACCGCACGCUGGUCUCGCCGACGUCGAUCCCCGUGGCCAUGAACUUGGGCCACACGGAGAACCUGGUGCAGAUUUUGCUGGCCAUCGGCAACGACGUGGGAUCCUCGUUCAACUAUGAGAUUCUACCCACCAUCCAUGAAUUCGGCCCGGGCGAUUUCUGUCUGGCUGCCGUCCCGGUCCCAGCCGACCUGAACAUCACCGACGGCACGAACGCCACCCUUCAGGUCAUCACAAAUGCUCACUCGGGCGGUGGGCUUUACAACUGUGCGGACAUUCAAUUCUCUUCGACCGCCGCCGAAUCACCGUCGUCGUGCAAGAACGGCACCGGUAUCAGUGCCACCCCGCUCUCUGGCAGUGCAUAUACCUUUGCCAAUCAGUCGACCGGACACCACGACGACUCUGGGUCUGGGUCUGGGUCCAGCAGUGCAACUGCAACUGCGACUGCAUCCGAAUCCGCGAACUCGGCUAGCAGCAGUUCCUCUGCCUCGGCGUCGGCCACUAGUGCCAGCGACAAUAGCAAUGGGGCGGCCAUGCUCAGCCUUGGCUGGGGAUUGUUGGGUGCUGUUGUUCUAGGUGCGGUGGCUGUCCUUUAA